GAAUUCAACAAAUAUUCCCAUCCGUCGUCGUUCCCGAUAGGGUUCCGAUUCCCUUUAGAUUCUCCGGCAAACAUCAAUCGGGAUUCCGAUUAACUUUUCCGAUUUGAUCGCUAUCUGGAAUGUUGAUUCAUGGCCGAGCAGCAGGGCGCGGCGAAUAGGAAGCCGCUGCUGCGGACGAUGGAUCGGGCGGGGAGGGAGAGCGGGAGGAGCGAAGACGGCGGAUUCAGGCGGGGAAACCACCGCCGGUUCGGCGAAUUCGCCGGCAGUACAGCGGCGGAGUGCGCGACGGUGUGCUGCUGUUGCCCCUGCGCGGCGCUGGAUUUCCUAGUGCUGGCGUUGUACAAGGUCCCGGCCGGCCUGUGCCGGAAGGCGUGGAGGAGGAAUAAGCGGAAGCGGCUGCUGAUCAAGAGGAGGAAGAUGCAGGCGUCGGAGGGCGCCAGCACCGCCUCUUCGCCGGCAGGCGCCGAGACGGAGGAGAUGUAUGGGUCCCACGAAGAGGCGAAUUCCGACGAAUUCGAAACGGAGAUGUGGGGCCGGUUCUACAGAGGCGGGUUCUGGAGGAGCACGUCGGAGAGGGAGGAUUGAUGUGUACAGUACAUUUAUUAUACAACAUUAUCAUUAUUAUACAAUUAGCAGAGAUUAAAAUUGCAAUUUCAUG
Cuscuta campestris is the source of this 658-nucleotide messenger RNA. The record is from the annotation of a GenBank genome assembly. Lineage: Eukaryota; Viridiplantae; Streptophyta; Magnoliopsida; Solanales; Convolvulaceae.